GCUACAUGUAUGAACAUACAGUGGAACAAAAUGUUGUAUCUCUAAGGCUCUAAGGACCAAAUUACAGAACAGAAAAUACAUUUUAUUGUAUACAACUAACAAAGUAUAAAGCAAAUGAUUACAUAAAGUAAAAAAAAAAAUAGUACAACAUUUUAAGACAAUAGUCUGAUCCUCACAGCACUCCUAGACCUCAAACACUGUAAAUAGUGUCAUGACUACAGUAACUUUUUUCUGUUGUUUUGCUUAUAAAUGCACAGUGGAUGUAUUUAACACACAUCUUCCAGCAAUGUGCUCAACAGGGAGAAAUGAUGCUGGGUAUGAGAUGUCUGUUCCCCAAACUCCAAAUUUCUAUGGGCUUUCCAUAAAAAUGAUCAGUCUGGAUGGGGAUGAAGCCAGGAGACUUGUGCGAUGACAUGUUUAAAAUCAUUACCUUUUGACACAACAUUUACAACAAUAAACCUCUUGAUAAUAGCCGGCCAUGGUUCUGCUACAGGGUCAAUGGUGGGUUAGUGUUUCCACACCACUUAGCAUAUACACAUGCUGAUCUUUCUGCUCUAGAUCCAACUAUGGAACAUGUUACAUUAAGAUAUGUUACCCUUUUGCAUGUCUUGGCAAAACAGUCAAUCUCAGUUAUACAAUUUUCAGGGUACAUUUGAUGAUACAUGGUCAACAUCGCAUUUCUGUCGUCCUCAUCCAAGAUUGUUUGCUGGAAUGGAGACAGAGGUUCCACUGUACAGUUUUCUAACAGAAGUCAUCAAACAUUGUGGUUCAGAUAAAGCAUAUCAGCUGUGCCAUCAUGUGACAAAGUCCCAACCAUUUGACCUUCUAAGAUACUGGUAAAUUCAGCACCAUGUUCACAUGUCCAUGGCAUACCAAGCUGCUGAAACUGCCUCAUUAUCUGGACCACAAUUGUCCUAUUGUUUGUUAUUAAACUUCCCAAGUAUUCCAUUAAAAUGCUCAAACGAAAAGCACCAAAAUGAAUAAACUGGUCCGUAGUCUAACAUGCAUUCUUUCAAAUGAAGAUGUAAAUGUAUAUUGGGAGUGCAGUGCAAUGGGCCCAAAAGUUCAACAAGUUUUGAAAGAAAUGUCUGCAGGUGUCCAUCUGCUAUUUCCAGCCUGUUUUGAUUCCGCGCUUUGACUCGUGACCUAGCACCUGAUUGGCCGAGGCUCGUCACAUGCGAAGUGACGUAACCAGGAAGAGCUCGGAGAGCAUUGAAAUACAGGAGGGUUCGGAAUGAAACAUGUCUUGUGUCUUUGGAAAAUGGACCUCUCCAAACCAGGGAGAAAAAGACAGCGGCGUUAUUGUGAACACUGUGACAACGAACGGUCACACGCACAAUACUUUGACCAUAAAAAACGGUACUGCAAAAAUGGAGUUUGGGAAAAGAAGUCUAACAACAGACAGUGUAUAAGAGACGAUGCAUCAGACCUGCCAUCCAGUCAUGAUCUUACCGGAGAGAUGCAUUCACAAUCAUUUGACGUCCUUGAACAGACUGGAUUAGAAGAAGUUCAGGAGUGCGACAGUUCACACAAAGCUGAUGAUGAAGGCAUCCAUCUGUUCCUUGAUUCCAGUGAUUCAGAUGAAGAAGCAAAUACCUUUCUGGAUGAGUAUGAGGCUGUGACAUUUUCUUCGCUGCUUACAAUGGCUAGACGUGGCUUCGGGACCCCCAAGACUCCUCAGCCGGGACGUGGGCUGGGUGAUCGAAACACCCCAGCGAGUCCCACGGUGGAUAACAAGAUGCUACUUACAGCUAUCACUGGCUUAUCUCGUCAGUUGAGCGAGUUUGCUGCGGAUAUCUCCCGCGAUUUUAAGGAGAUCAACGAGAGACUACAGUCUAUCGAAGAUCGACUUACUGAAUGUGAGUCAAACGGCUGCUCGACGGAGGAACUGAAGAGGAAGAGGCGGCUGCACAAUCCUAAAAUCUCGGAGGCAGUCCGUCGGCUACACAACUCUGUGGCAAACUGUAGGCGCUAUGACCCGGAGCAAGGAUUAAGCUCGCCAUAUAAUGAGAUGGUCACCUCAUUUUUAUUGGGAGCACUGUCCAUAAGCCCGGAAUUGCGUGAUGAAGGCCUGGAUAAAAAUGACUUUGUUGUUGCCUGCAAGACGUACUAUGAGACGGUGCGCAGAAAUUUCCGGUACAGCCAGCCAGAGCUAGCAAGUGUGGCUGCAGCUAAUAAGACCUCAGCCCGGAGUCGCCAGAGGAGGAAGAGGCUCUUGGAGGCGAGGCAAAGUGUACUGGCUGCGGAUGAAGUGGACUUCUGGAGGGGAAUCACCGCUGACAUGAUGUCAGAUGAAGAAGACGGUGCCGUUGAUGGAGUCUCGGGGUGGAUUGUGAGACCUCCAUCGUUCCGCAGCCAGGAGCUCAGCAAUCUGUGUGCUAAGCUGCAGACGAGACUAGAAGCCAGUUCAAAGUAUGUAGCACUGCAUCACCGGCGUCUGCGAACUGGGCUGCCCUCUAACAGAAGGCCACCACAUACCUACGACCCCGAGGCAGCAAAAAGACAUUUGACGACAAACGUGAUGCCAUGAAAAUAAUCUCUGGCUACUUUUUGUGUCUUUAUUUUUCCUAUGCUUUAUUAAUAAAACUCUUACAUUUUAUCAA
This is a messenger RNA of Hemibagrus wyckioides, 2603 nucleotides long. RefSeq lists its product as uncharacterized. The record is from RefSeq and is a predicted model, not a curated record. Bases 1235 to 2530 code for a protein of 431 amino acids. The transcript has 7 exons. Lineage: Eukaryota; Metazoa; Chordata; Actinopteri; Siluriformes; Bagridae.